CUUGCACUCGCACACUUAUUGUCAUUCCUCGACGGAACUACGAUAUGCUAGACCGACAUGAAUCUAUGUUCAAUACUCUGAAAUUUGCGGCAAAAUAUACAAGGGCCGUCUCUCAAGAGGGGUAAAUAACUAAUCAGAAUACCGUCCGCUUGGACCAGUGGUCGCUCCGACAUGGCUGUCCUUGGCCGACAAGCGCAUCUGCGUCUCCUUCAACUUGACCGGCACAUACGCCGUACUUCUGGCUGUCGAUCCGACGGCACGGCCAUGUCCGCAUGACUGUGACGUUGUGCGCCUUGAACUGACACACGCUCGUCGGUCGGUGCGUGGCUCGAUGAGCGGUAAGCUUGUGCGUGGGGCAGUGUGUCACUUUGUACGUCGCUGUUCUUGUGCGCUUCGCUGUUCUUGCGUGUGGAAUCGCCCUUGUGUGAGACGGGAGGCCUGUCGAGAAGCUGGAUAACAUCGGCAGCCACCAGUUCAGGUGGCUCAUUCUCCAUCAUCUGAGCGAGGACAGUGUGAAAAUCCGCCACCGCUUCGUCACGAUUGACGUCUGAAAGAAGUUGGACGCCCGGGCCAGCGGUUUCGUUUCCGAACGAGACGCUGCGGGGCCAGCGUUAGACGCGCAUGAGAGACUUCCCUCGCCUUGUCGCCUUGCUCUCCGAUACUCUUCAGCUCAGUGGAAGAGCGAAUGGCCGGCGCGUGCAUACAACACCGCUUUUAUCGCCAGCGCCGUCGCACCAUCAUUCUGCAGCAGCGAGGCAAUGCCGCUGGUGUUAGCCGCACGAAACAAGACACCCCCCACGUCCGGCGGUUUCCUUUCUCGCAAUCGUUGUCCAGUCGCGAUGAGACUCUGCUGUUCGUGCUUGUGUGAGAUCGGCGCGCGCACGGCGGUGAUAUGUACAUGCGCAGUAAAGCAAAGCAGGCGGCGGGUAGACAGCGAGCUGCCGCGGACGCUUUGUGAGGCCCUUGGUGUCGAAAGUUGAAACCCCAAGCCUAAGCGAUUGAGCGCCCGUGUAAUCGAUCAAACAAGAUGAAGAUGGGGCGCCCUGCGUUCAAUCUGAAUCCGAAUCCUUCUCAUCGUCCACGCCGUGGUAAGUAAGUGAUCAGUGGAGACGGGAGGAUGGUGAAUCAGUCGGUUGGCACAUGUCGGAUAGAUUCUUUUGCAGACUUCUCUGCCCACGAAAAGCGAUCUAAUUUGCAGGUCGCACCAGCAAUUGCCGUUGCAAGAUGACCGUCGUGUCCAAGUCGUGUCAAUGCUAUAGAAAGCUGCUCAGUCUGCCCGAUGACAGUUAUCUUUAUAACACGUGACCGGAGUGGACGAUAUAACACCUAUCUUAUCACGCAGGACCCUGCCGGACGGAGGAAUGUCUCAAUUUUAUCAUCACGGUAUCCCAUCAGAUCAGCGGGCUGUAGCGGGUUACCGUUCAUAUUUCCUCUUUAUGCGAGUGCGGGUUGAAUUGGCCGUGUGGAAACCUGUCCAUGAGUGCCGAGAAGAACUUGACUGCAACUCAAAUGCAGCCGGAUUGCCGACGAAUCUCAAGCGUUACAGCUCGUCUGGACUCGUCCAGUCGGGAAAAUUGCAUGCCCAUUACCCACGCAGUUAUUGCCUCCUGCCACAGCUCGGUUUGAGAUCUCUUAUUGCUGUAAUCUUAUCUGAGCGGAACGGAUUUAUCGGACUAAGAGUAUCAAUAUACAAAUAAACGUCAACAACACCGUCUGCCGAACUGCCGACUGCUUCACGACAUCCAUGCCACACGAUCUUCUCUUCACUACUUAUCUGUGUAGAGGAUCGGAACCAAUUGCUGCGUGCAAGCCCACAGACCUGCUCCCCAGCCGGGUUUCUCUUGCGCGAAACACAACCCCAGCAACCCCAGCGAGGGAUGCCGACAGUCCUCUCCUAAACCUUUACUUCACCUGCUUUGCCGAGGCUGUGAUGCAGCAGGGAAGGAUACCACGCGCGUAAAUGACGCGAGCACCUGCAGUGAUUUGCGAUUCGUGAUUCGGCGUCCGUUCGUCCACGAGAUCGACGCGCUCCAGACGUACUGGCCAGAGGCUCGACCGCGUACUUCAAGUACGCACGUAGCGCAACCGUCGCGCGCGCGCGACCAGGCGAGGUUGACUAAUGUGACUUACACUGCUCCCACUUAAUAGCUUCUGCAACGCUCCUUCUAUGAUCCGCGCACACACUUAUCUGCUUCGACAGUUCCUGGUCAGAAGGCCGUCGUGUAGUUCGUCUCCACGCGGUGGAACCACCGGACGCUGACGACAUGGACCUGGGGCCGGGGAAAUAUGGCCUUCCAGGACACGCAUAUAAGGCCCGGCAAGCUAGCCUCCACGGCCCGCGCCAGACGGUCCGACCGACCCACUAUGCUCUGUCUCGCAUUCCUCACCGCAGCUCUGACGCUCGCAGCGGCGACGCCCGCGUCCGACAGCCUCGUCGUGCACGAGACCAGGGCAGCUGCCCCGCAAGGAUUCGUUGCCGGUGGCGCUGCGCCUGCGGGGAAGACGCUCACUCUGAAGCUCAACCUGGCGCAGAACGACCUCGCGGGGUUGGAGUCCCGCUUGCUCGCUGCUGCCACCCCUGGAAGCCCGGCCUAUGGGCAGUGGCUGUCGAAGGAGGAGGUGGAAUCCUUCUCCUCCCCGACCGCCGAAACGACGGCGGCUGUCUCCGCGUGGCUCUCGUCGAACGGGUUGGAGUCGAAUCAGGUCUCGGCAGCCGGCGACUGGAUCUCGAUCGACGUGCCGGUGUCCAAGGCCAACGAGCUGCUCGGCGCGGACUACCAGGUGUUCACUCACAGCGCCAGCGGGCAGCAGACGAUCCGGACGCUGUCGUACUCGAUCCCUGCCUCGCUGAAGAGCCACCUGAAAGUUGUCACUCCGACGACCAGCUUCAGCACCCCUCAACAUCGGAUGCUCGCUGAAGUGAAAGAUGCGGGCGCAGAGGUCGAGGCCCGCGCGGUGUCUUCCGACCACAUCACGAACCCCGACAACCCCCUUUCGUGCGAGACGCUGAUGACACCCCGUUGCCUGAUGGCCAUGUACAACAUCCCGAAAACCCCGGCGAAGAACAAGACGGGCUCGAUCGCAGUCACCGCAUUCGGCUUGGAGUACGCCAACGACCUCGACCUGUUCAACUUCUUGAAGGAACGGCGUCCGGACAUGAAUCCCAACACGACAUUCGGCUUCAUUUCAGUCGAUGGAGGGCUUGAUGAUCAGACCAACGACGUGGCCGGCGUCGAAGGCAACCUGGACAUCCAGUACACCGUCGGCAUCGCCACGGACGUCCCCAUCAACUUCGUGUCUGUGGGGACGACCACCGCGGACGGCGUCUACGAGGGCUUCCUCGACGUCAUCAACUCCCAGCUCAACCUUACGGCGCCGUCGCAGGUAAUGACGACUAGCUACGGCUUCCCUGCGGAGGAAUUCAUGUCCUUCCCUCUCACCUCGGCCCUUUGUGAUUCGUACUUGCAGCUCACAGCGCGUGGAGUGUCUCUGCUGUUCGCCAGCGGCGAUGGUGGCGUCGCCGCCUCGCCUGCUCUCCUCUGCAAUCCUGGAGAUCCGUUCGAAGUGUCUUUCCCCACCUGCCCAUACGUUACGAUGGUGGGCGGGACGAGCGGAUAUCCCGAGGUCGCAGCCAACCUCUCUGCUGGCGGUUUUUCCAACUACUUCCCCCGUCAACCCUGGCAGGAAUCCGCCGUCAGCUCGUACCUCAGCGCGCUCGGCAGCGAGUACGCCGGGCUCUACAACGCCUCGGGCCGCGCGUUCCCCGACAUCGCCGCGGGCUCGGUGAACAUGACGAUGAUCACCGACAGCAUCCACUUCCCCGACUCGGGCACGUCCUUCUCGUCCCCGAUCGUCGCCUCCGUCAUCGCGCUCAUCAACGACCGCCUCCUCGCGGCGGGCAGGCCCGUGCUCGGGUUCCUCAACCCGUGGCUGUACGCGAAUCCGCAGAUGUUUCACGACAUAAAGACGGGGAGCAACCCCGGGUGCGGCACGGAUGGGUUCCCGGCGACGGCCGGGUGGGACCCUGUGACGGGGCUCGGCACGCCUGAUUUCCCCGCGAUGCUGAAGGCGGCUGGGCUCAAGCACUAGGCCCUCGUAGUAGGUAUAGGCAUCAGAUUCAGGUGCCCGGAUAAAAGGCGUUACGAGUAACUACAUGCGGGAUGUCUUCUUUCUGUGAUGGACUGGCAAUUUGACGAGCAGAUAUCAUUCUCACGAUCUACACAUGGACACCGUUGGUUUUUUUUCGGCGGAGGGAGCGCGCGAGAUGCGUGAGAUCGUGCGAAAGGUUUCUCGUACAAGCAACUGUGUGCCAAAAGGCGGUCCAGCCGUGACGGGAAACCCUGGUGCAUCGAAAAUCAGACAAGACGCAAUGCGAAUUACCGCAGCGGUCCCUGUCGUGAUCGUACUGGGGAAGCAGGGGCAGUCAAUCCAGAUCUAAAAACCGGAAUUACACACAAGCAGGUGACGGGCCAGAACCAAGGCAACCCUGAGUGCAAUGGGGCAAUUUCCCGGCAUCUACCGAUGGCUCGCUCAGGACAGACAACCCAUGAUGCGCAGAACAAAUCCCACAGCUUCCGCAAGAUAGAUCUCGCAUGACACUCGUCGUGUUGUAUUAUUUGGCUCCGG
This is a messenger RNA of Mycena citricolor, 4626 nucleotides long. NCBI's taxonomy places the organism in Eukaryota, Fungi, Basidiomycota, Agaricomycetes, Agaricales, Mycenaceae. The record is from the annotation of a GenBank genome assembly.